AUGGUCUCAACCUGUUCACAAACUGAUCCAGUCAACAUGGUUAUGGACAAAGACGAAAACACCAAUAGCGAUGAAAGUGGGAAAGCAAGUGAAGGUGUGAGCAUUACACAGGCCACAUUGGAAGUUAGCAGAAGUACUAAGAAUUCAGACCUAGAGCAAUCAGAAAAUGAAUCCGACGGUGAAGAAAGUUUUGAUGAAGAAAGUUGUACUGAAGACUAUAGUAUGACAUCAGGAGAGGAAAGUGAAAUGGAAGGAUGUCCUGAAAAAGAUAAGGAGCAGGAUGAACCAAUAAUUCUCACCAGUGAGAAGUCUGUCAAGGACCAAUUAAAAUUUAUAGUUUGUGAAGAGUCUAUUGCAACAACUUUUAGUGUGUGCCUUAAAUGUGGAAGCCGCUGCUCUGUGUUGGUCACAAGUAUAAUUGGAAGCUACUGCAAGAUCUUAAUCUCAUGUUCAUCUUCAGUACAGCAUAAUAUAUCAUGGUCAACAGGACCCCUUAUGAAUAGAUUACCUGCCUUUAACAUACUUAUGGCAGCUAGUAUCCUAAGCACUGGUAUGGAAUCUAACAAAACAAUGAGAUUUAUGGAAUCAUUGAACAUUUUGUGCUUCAAGAGGCGACAGUUGUCAAACAUCCAAAGUGCAUAUGUUAUCCUAGCUGUAAUAAGUGUUUGGAAAAUAGAACAGCAUAAAUUAUUGGAUGAUUUAAAGGAAAAUCAAUUGAGAUAGCAUCAGACAUGCGAGUGGAUAGCCCAGGACAUUGUGGACUACUUGGUGCUGGAAGUACACUUGAUGUCAACAGAAAUGUCAUUCUGGACACUCAAAUAAUCAAAGUAAUUUGAUGAGUUAUAAGUAAUGAAAUGCUACCUACAUAUACUAACAUGUUAACAAAAACCUAACAAAAUGUGCCAUUAUAUUUAUAGAGCACAGAAGUUAAGAAUUCAAAUGGAAUGGAAAUGGAAUCCCUUAAAAGACAACUUGCUCACCUUGAAGAGUCUAAUGUGGAAGUCAAAACGCUUGUCACAGAUAGACAUACACAAGUAUCAGCCUACAUGGCUCAAGAAAGACCAAAUAUCAAACAUACUUAUGAUGUCUGGCAUUUAGCAAAAGGUAGAUGCUCAUAUACUGGUACAUAAAUAUUUCCAAUAGUUAGGGACACUGUCAUACGAGAGUUGCAUAUACCGGCCAUGGUCAAAAAUUUUCCUAUUAUGUCAUUUUUUAACUCACAUUGCUUUUAGGGCCCCUUUUCGUGUGGCACAUUUUUGCUCUUAUUUACAGCAGCCCUGCUUUUACCUUAGUAACUGUUUCAUGUCUGCAUCUAUAGGCAAGAAGAAAAGGUUGCUGAAAAUUGCAAAAACCAAGAAAUUUCAAGCUAUAAAGCCUUGGAUUGGGGUACAGCUAUUAAAUUUAGAUACUCAUUAGUCUUGUAGUGUUUGCUAAAUUUGGGUAAGUGAUUGGCUGAAAUUAAAUUUUACUUCUUUUUGUCUAGUCUAUCAUAAAUCACAUUUACUGGGUGGCCAGUUCAAGCAAACAUGAAGACGAAAAGGAGGAAAAGUGGUUGAGCCUUUUGAAUCAUAUUGUCAAUGUGCAUAUUCAUAAAGAUUUUGAACUUUUUAGGGUAUGCACCCAUGAAGUAUUGGAUAGAGAAUGGCUAAAACCAGGUAUGAGAGCCAUGCAUAGACAGAUUUUCAGAUUUUGCUGUGAAGGCAUGCCACAAAUUCAGGGGGGGACUGAGCCAGAGGGAGCAUAGAGCCUGCAAACAUUUCCUCUCAUUCAUACAACUCAAAAAAUUAAAUUUUGAUUUCCAACUAGGUUCUGCAGCGUACAAGAAACUGGAAGAAAAUUUAACCCGACCCAGACUAAUAACGGCAAUUCGGAAGUUAUCAGAUUACCACCAAACAUCAUCGCUGGAAGCAAAACAUGCACUGGAUAACCAAUUUGCUACUAAAAAGAUAUACUACCCAUAUCAUUCUUUGAUGGCCAGGUUUAUAUAUUACCAAUUUGUGUGUUCUCUGUAAAUAAAUCAUGAGUGGUUAACCAUCUAUUACUUUUAGGUUAUUUUGCUCAAAUAUGCAUUUUAAUGAAAACUCACAAAGGAAACAAGCCAAAACAAAAGAGGGAGAAGACCGGUGGGUUGUCAUUUACCCAAAGGCGCACAAAGGGGAAAAAUCUAUUGCAAGAAAAAUAAAAGAGGAAGCAACAUACAGUAAGUUUAACAGCAAAUACAGUAGUAUUAGCCAAUUCAUCCAACCUAUAUGCAUCUAUUUUACAUAUAAUUAUCUUUGAGUGUAUCAUGUUCUAUCAGGACAUGGUAGUACAGUUCUAACAGUAGAUAUAGGUUGUUGGAGAUAA
Messenger RNA from Paramuricea clavata, 2346 nucleotides. The record is from the annotation of a GenBank genome assembly. Lineage: Eukaryota; Metazoa; Cnidaria; Anthozoa; Malacalcyonacea; Plexauridae.